AAGAUAACCAUAAAAUAAUGUCUCCACAGAAAAAGUUUUCCAUUUUUAUCUUUGCAAAUACCAUAAAUUAUAUCUCAGAGGUACUAAUGUGACUGGAUAUUCCAGUUACCCAAAGCACAACUCCAAUAAACUUUUAAGACAUUCAAAAGGAAAAUUGAAACCCACUCAUGUUAAGAAGGAAGUUACAAAUUUUCAACAUCAAUUUGAAAUUUAUGAAGAUGAUAAAUUAACGUCUCUUCACCAGUAAAUUAUUUAUUUAUUUAUUUUUAUUUUUUAAUUAAAACAAUGUAUUAUAACUUAGUAACUUGCUUUCACUUUGCAACCUACGGAAGUUUAGCAUUUGUAUGUCAAUGUUCUUUUACAACAUGUAACACAUGUUCUUUUGUCAAAAUCUCCAUGUUUGAUACUUCUAGGGAUGUUUAAAUUAAUUUGAGUCAUACUUAGAUAUGAAGAAUGAAUGUUCAUUGAUGGGUUGAUAAUCAAUUACUAAAAAAGUCCCUUUUUCAAAACCUCAUUUUGAUAGAUCUAGGAAACAUGGGAGUUGCUUAUCUUUCUAUUUUAGAUUUUAUUGAUGGGCUAGAUUGGGUCUUAGUGGUUAUAGCCCUUGUAGCUUUAGUAGCCUUUGGGUUGUGCACCUUUUUGUUUAACUUUGUUUAAAUUGUUUAUUUGCCUAUGGAGAAAUAAGCAAAGAAGUGUUGACUCGCAAGGGCUACAAUACACAAGAGCUGCUAACUUGAAGGCUAGUCCCUAACAAAAUCCUAGUUUUCGCAUGAGAAGUCUACCUCUUUCUUUAAACAAUUCGAUUUCAAACAAAAAUUGUUUUCCUAGAAUCUAAAGGGAUUUAAGGGAGGAUGGGUUCAUUGCGGCUUGGAGUUUAAAGAAGGUUCUAUUCAAAAGAAAGGUCCUACAAUGGAUGUUUGGAGGUCCAUAAGGAAGGAGAGAGGGUGUAUUACCCUAUCAAAAUCAACAAGCCCUUUAAAGGAUCGAGGAAUGCAUUUUUCUGGUGAGUACAGUCACAACCCUGGAAUGACUUGGGUAGGCACUAAAGAGGUUAAAGCGGGAGGAGGUGUUCUUCACUGUGGUAUUCCAUUCUGGGUGUUUUUGUCUAACCCAGAAACUGUUGCCAAGGCUAGAUUUUAAAUGAGGCUUUUGAUUUGCAUCCUUUUCCCCUUACACCUGUUCUUCAUCUUGAAUGGUCUUGGCCUACCUUAUUUCAACCAUUCGAAUCUAAUCCUGGCUCUCUAGCUACCCUGAUCGUAGCCUUAGUGAAUGGCCUUGUCUUAGUGCCUGUAUCUAAUGUUAGCAUUUCCAAUUUAAAAGGAUGAUUCUUUCUACAUGUCACCACUUAGCACCCCUAGUGAGACUCUUUCCCUCAUUAGGGGUUGACCUCUAGGGCCAUUCCCCUCCAUGUUGGAAGGUUUUCAUAUAAAUGGUCUUACAACUAGUAAAAUGGCCAAUUUUGGCAACCAUGAACAUCAAACUAGUCAAUGUUGUGAGAUUGUCAUUCCAAUGGGCAAUAGUAGGGCACAUUCUAUGGAUAUGGUCUAUUUUAGGAGGUAGUACAAACUUUUAUCCAAAGCUUCUAGUGAUUCCUAGGAUCUAAUCUGACAUAUGCGGACCUUGAGCUGUGCAUAUGAAGAUCAUUAGUUGGAAUGUUAAGAGGUUUGGGUUCUAGAAAGAAAAGAAGUGUUGUGAAGGAUCUUCUUUGUCAUGAAACUCCAAACAUUGUGAUGCUUCAGGAAACAAAAAGGGAGACAUGUGAUACCCUUGGUAGUGUUGGAAAGUCAAAAAGAAGGGAUAGGCUAUUCCUCUAACUUGUGAGGCAUUGGGAGGGCUUGUGGUUAUAUGGCACUCAAACAAGUUCAAUUGUUUAGAGGUUGUACUAAGGUCUAUUUUAGUAACAAUUAAACAGAUCUUGGAUGAAAAGGGGACUUUUUGGCUCACUUGGGUUUGUCGUCAUAAUAAUUAUAAUCUUAUAAAGAAUUUUUGGAUGGAGCUACAUGACCUUUUUUGCCUAACUUUUUCGAAAUGGUGUGCUGGGGGGAGAGAGAAUCUCAAAAAAAUUGGGUGGUACCAGUUUAACCCUUAAUAUGAGAGAUUUUGAUGGAUUCAUAAGAGUGAAUUAAUUGACCCUUCUCUUAGAAGUGUGUCUUUCACUUGGUCAAAUAUGCAACAACUCCUUGUAUGCCAAGGGUUGGAUAGGUUUUUAUAUUCAAAUGAGUGGGAGCAAAGGUUCCCUGGAAGCCUGCAAGAAGUGCUCCGUAGAUUUGACCUCUAAUUGUUGCCCGAUCAUCCUAGACACCAAUCCAUUUAAGUGGGCGUCCAACUUUGUUUAGGUUUGACAUGUGGUUGCUAUACCCAAAUUUCAAGGAAAGGUUUAGUUUUUGGUGGAAUGAGUACUAGGUUGAAGGAUGGGAAGACUAUAAAUUAUUAUUAUUAUUAUUAUUAUUAUUGAUAGGUGAUGAGAAGGUUAUAAAUUCAUGAAGAAGCUACAAUUUGGAUCAAAGUUGAAAGAAACAAGGUGUCUUUUGGAGAUUUAAAGGAGAAAAAUAACAUUCUCAUAGACAUUGUUUGCAUUGAUACCUAUAAGCAAGAUGGAAAUUUGACUUCUAAGCUUUCAACAAUGAGGGCUUUAAGGAAGGGGGAAUUGGGGGAGUUAUUAUUAAAGGAAGAGGUGCAUUGGAGGCAAAAAGUUGGGGUUUAAUGGAUAAAAGAAGGGGAUUGUAAUGUAAAGUAUUUCCAUAAGGUGGCCAAUUGUAGGUGAAAAGGAAAUUUAUAAAGUCCUUAGUGUCUAAAGAGGGGGUAAUUCUAGAUAAUACUAAAAACAUUUGAGAGGAAAUAAUGUUUUUUCUUUGUUUGGAAAGUUAUACUCCAAGCCCCUUGGUAAUGGAUUCACCAUUUCAGUGUUUCAUGAGUGUUGGGAUGUGAUUAAGGAGGAUCUACUUAGGGCGUUCUCGAAGUUCCAUAAUAAUGGGAUAAUAAAUCAAAGCACUGAAGCUACCUUCAUUGCUUUUAUGCCAAAAAAGAGUCGAACGAACAAAAUCUCAAAUUUUAAGCCUAUUAGCCUAGUUAUUAGCCUAUACAAGAUCAUGACUAAGGUCUUAUUAAGGCAUAUCCGAAGAGUCCUCCAUGAAACCAUGUACAUAUCCCAAGGAGCUUUUGUUGAGGGGAGAUAAAUUUUGCAUGCAGUUCUAAUUGUCAAUAAAAUAGUGGAUGAGAAAAAGUAAUCAGGAGAGGAAGGGGUAGUUCAAAAUUGAUUUUGAAAAGGCCUAUGACUAGGUGGAUUAAGGUUUUCUAGACCAUGCACUAUGGAGAAAAGGGUUUAGUACAAGAUUGAGGCCUUGAAUGAGGGGUUGCUUGUACUCGACAAGUUUUGUGAUCCUAGUGAAUGGAAACGUUAAAGGACGGGUUAAGGCAACCAAAGGUUUAAAACAAAUAGAUCCUCUUUCACCAUUCUUUUUCACUAUUGCAGCUGAUGGGUUGAUUAGGAUGUUGAGAGCGGUUGAUUUUAGGGCUAGUAGGUAAGAAUAGGACUAGAGUGUUUCAUUUAUAAUUUGUAGAUGAUGUUAUUUUUUUCUUUAGAGUUUUCAUAGAAGAUCUGUAGAACCUUGAGAUAAUCCGUUUAGUUUUUUGGCAGGUAUCAAGGCUUAAGAUUAAUUUAGACAAGAGUACUCUCUUUGGUAUCAACACAAUUUAAGAUUGAUCUCUAGGUUAGCUUUGAUGCUUGAAUGUAAAGUCUCAGAUUGACCUUUAACUUACCUAAGUCUUCCAUUAAGGGAGAACUUGAAGGCAAGCGUGUUUUAGGAUCUAGUGAUUAACUAAAUUUUAAGGAGAUUGAAUGGGUGACAAAAAAACCUUUUUGUCACUAAGGUGUAGAAUAACUUUAAUUUAGUUAUGCUUGUCUCAUAUCCCUAGUUAUUUCCUUUCUCUUUUCAAGAUUCCAACAUUAGUAGCACUGAAGUAUGAAAAAUUACAAAGAGAUUUUCUUUUGUUGGGGUUAAGGAGGGCAAAAAUGAUCAUCUUAUCAGUUAGGACAAAGCAUGUAGGCUUAAAAAGUUUGAAGUUUGGGGUUGUUUAGGAAGAUUUCUUUGAAGAAUCAUGCUCUUUUAGGUGAAUGACUUUGGAGGUUCCCUAAGAAAAGUUUUGCACUUUGGCAUAAGGUUAUUUUGUGCAUUUAUGAGAUACACUAUCGUUCUAGUCAGAUGGUCACAUCAGUGUCCCUAGAAGGCCACUGCUCAAGUUUUCUAGGUUUUUCUAUACACACUUGCUUUGUGAUGGGUGAUGAGAUGAAAAUUCAUUUUUAGGAAGAUUUGUCCUGGGGGGGAUCAACUUUUGUGUUCACAAUUUUCAAACUUGUCAUAGUUAAAAAUUUCAUCAUAUUAGCUAUCCUUGGCAACUUUUUUAUUUUUGGAACUUUAAUUUCCAUCUUAACCUUAUUGAUUUGGAGAUCAAGGACCUUGAAAGACUCACUCACAUCAUCUCUUACUUGUGUACGCUUGUCUUCAUGAAGACUUAUGUACGCUUGUCUUCAUGAAGACUUAUGGAGGAGUACAGUUAUAUUUUUAUUUUUAUUUAUUUAUUUUGUAAUUGUGGGUAGGACUCUUCAUCCUUCUUAUGUACUUUUUAUCCAUAGUUAGUACAUUUUUUGUUUCUAAUUAGAAAAAAAAAAGAUAAUAAUUUAUGUUCACUUAUUUCAGAAAGUAACGAAACAAACAACUAAAAAUCUAAGAAUAAAAGCCCAAGCUUUUAGGUUUAGGAGUAUAGAUUUCCUGUGAUACACUUAUUUUUUCUUGAUAACUUUUUUUCUUCAAUAUUUGUUAUUACUAUGGAAAAUCGAUCGCUUAGAAAACACAUAGCAUCUCAUAGUCACACAGCAAGGCUGCUCCAAAAAUAAGUUUUGGUGCCUAAUGAGAAACCUCCAUUUUGGUUAAUAUAGGAAGCUCACAUCUAGACACGAGACAUGUUUUUUCAUGAAUGUCCUACAUUUAUUUUAAUCUUGUAGCUUUUGAGUCUGAGGUUGUGUCUUCAGAUAUAUACUGCACAUCUAUUGGAAAUCAUGUUUCUAUUUUAGUGCACAGAAGCUGAUCGUUGAAUAUGCCAAAGAAGUGCCUUUUUCUGAUAUGAAAAAAAAAAAAAAAGGAAUGAUGAGCCUUUGAAGUUUUCCAGUUAUGUUGAGAUUUUUUAGUCGUUGAAAAAUAAAGCUGAUUUUGGUCAUUGAGUAUUUGUUUGGUUCAGUGUCAAAACAACUUAUUUUAGACUUUGUUUGUGCUUGGAUUAUUUUAUUAGUAUAUCAGCAUUAUUACAUGAUAACAAAAUAGUCUUUUAAAGGCUCCAAAAGGGUAGUUACAAAGAUGUCUAGAGGAGGAAGAAGAUGGUUUACUGUGGAGUCCAAAGCUUUUGAACUUGUGAUUGAUGAAGUUGGAGGCAAGCUGAGAGGAUGCAUUUGGGAGAGAUGUAAAGGGAUAUCAUCUUGGAUCAGAUUUGGAUAUGCAAGUCUCAGCAGUUUGUUGGUAGGAGUUGAAUCCUGCUAUAGAGAUAGAGAUGAUAGAAGUUGGUCCUUCGCAUGGGAGGAGGAGGGAAGGAAGUAUAGAAUGGAGCGUCGUACAAAUGAGGCGGGAAGAUUUAUUCUCUGUUCUGUUCGUGAUUUAGAGGCAAAAAGAUUUUGCUUAAUUUUUCCAGAAGGGAAGAGGUUAUCUGGAGGGUGGAAUAUCUUGGCUGAGAAGUUGAGAGAGGUUGGGGUAGCUCCCUUUGGAGGAUUAAAGGACCCCCUUUCACUUGAGGUGCUGAAGAAGGAAAAGGAAAAGGAGCUUGAUCCAAGGACAUAUGCGGAUGUAGCAAAAUCGAAAUUGGGUAGACUUGGGGAUAAGGUCUGGUUGGAAGUGGGAAGGAGGGUGAAGCCUGGUAGAUUAGAGCAGUUGGGUCGUUGCUUAGUGGGUAGAUGGGAAAAGGUGGAGAACCAUCCCCCUGAGUUGGAUUAUCUAAAAAACUGGGUUGUUCAUGCUUGGCUCCUCAAAGGCAAGUUGGACAUAGUUGUAAUGGGAGGUGGGCUAAUGCUCUUUGAGUUUGAAUUGGUUAGUGAGGUCGAGCGUGUUCUUGCUAGAGGGAAGAGAAAGGUUCUAGGCAGUGUAUUGUUGAUGGAAAGAUGGCACACGGAGGUGGGGUGUUUUAGCAAUGGAGCCUUUGCUAACGAGGCAUGGGUGAGAGUGGUAGGUCUUCCCCUUCACUUAUGGAAUCGAGAGGUGUUUAAGUUGAUAGGAGAUGGUUGUGGUGGGUUCAUUGCUAUGGACAACAAGACGGAUUCAAUGGCAGAGUUGCAAUGGGCUAGAAUGUUGGUGAAAACGGUGGGCAGGGACACACCUUCCUCCGUCCAGAUUGUGGAUGAGAUGGGGUGCUUCUCAGUCCAACUGUGGUGGGAAUCCCCAUCUUGGUUCUCUCAGGUGGUGCCGGCGGGAAGUGGUCUCGGUAAAGGGGCCGCAAUGGUUGAAGCAGAAACAGGGAGUGGGUCUCGUGAUGAGUGCAGAGGAGGCUUGUUGGUGAAGGAUGGACAGCCAAAGGAGCAGGGGGGAGUAGUUGAGCCGCCCUGUGGUAGCUCUUCAAGAGGGGCUACAGGCUUUCCAUCUGAGUCGGCUGAAAGGGGGCCUGGAGCGGAGGUGACUGAUGGAGAAGAUAGCCUUGGGAUUAGAAGCCAAGGUGCAGGGAAAUUAGCAAGUUUGGGAGGCUUUAAAUCCGGGCCAGCAGCUUGUGAUUAUGGGCCCGUUUGGGAGGCCCAAUUCAGGAGCGGGCUUGGAGAGGCUUGUCUCAAGCCAGCCUAUGAGGCUGCCCAGAUGGUUGGGCCAGAUUGUGAGCCGAGGCCCAUCACGUUAAAAGGGUGGGUAAUGGGCUGCGAGGACAGGCCUUUUUUCAUAAAGGGCUCGAUUGUGGGCUACGAGGGGAGGGCCGACAUGGGUUUUGAGCCUGAGUUGGGGGGGAUAGAAGGAAUUAGGGCUUUUCCUCAUGCCGAGGUCGGGGAGAUGGAAAUUAGGGCUACGAUGGAAGCUUCGGGUGGUCAAGAUAAAGAGGACGGGGGGGUCGCUUGCUUUCUCGGAGGAGAUUGGAGGGAUUCAGAGUCUCUCUCGGUGAAAGCGAGAGCGCGAAUGACUGAAGAAGCUCUGUCAGCUGAGGCAUCUAGGUACGAGUCCAUUACCGAUGUCUUUGGGGGGGAUUGGGUCCUUUUCUCUUCUUCUCCUCUCUCUGGGUGCGAUCGGGCUAUGGUGGUGGGGGGUGUUAUGGGAACGGUAGUCAUUGAUGAAGGUGUUGGGUAUCAAGCUCCGCUGCGUGCCGUGCUGACUGACGGUAGUCUGUGGGAGACGGGUAUAGAGGGGGAAAAGAAUAUGGGUAUCAGGUCGCAGGAGAGCGAGGAUCUGGAGGAAAAAGAAGAUCAGGGCAGCAGUUGGGAUGACAGUAGCUUGGCUAAGUUUAGUAAGACUUUGGGGUUCACGACAGAUGGUGUUGAAGGGGAAAUUCUUAAAUUACUGUUAAGGUUGAAAACCAGAAGGGAUCAAGGCAAGAAGAAAGGAAUUUCAGGAAUGACUAGGUUUGAUAGGGAAGUGAAAAAACUGGAAUGGUCGAUUAAUUAUGAAGGAGAAAGCAGGAAGAAAGGUUCGGAUAGAAGAAACAGGGAUAGAGCUCUAUGUUUUAAAUGAAGAU
Molecule: messenger RNA, 7686 nt
Organism: Vitis vinifera (wine grape)
Lineage: Eukaryota; Viridiplantae; Streptophyta; Magnoliopsida; Vitales; Vitaceae
Exons: 2
Coding region: 5352-7682 (776 amino acids)
Source: RefSeq, a predicted model, not a curated record